Messenger RNA from Caenorhabditis bovis, 1641 nucleotides. The record is from the annotation of a GenBank genome assembly. NCBI's taxonomy places the organism in Eukaryota, Metazoa, Nematoda, Chromadorea, Rhabditida, Rhabditidae.
AUGUCGGCUGCUCGCAAACUCCUCAUCGCUGUCGUUCCGCUCAUCGCGGCGGGACCUCUAAUCGCGUUCGGACCCGAAUACCGAUGCCUCUUCAUUAUUAUUGUGCUAUCGACGUACUGGAUCGGCGAGAUUCUUCCCGUCGGCGUCACAUCCCUUCUACCAUUGGUCAUGUUCCCCGCGCUUCACGUCGUCAGCUCGCGGAGCAUCUCGCAGGUCUACUUCAAAGACUCCAUCGUCCUCUUCAUGUCGACAUUGAUCAUGGCGAUGGCGGUCGAAGCCACCGGCCUUCAUCGGCGGAUUGCGCUGAAGCUUUUGAGCAAAGUUGGAACGAGUCGUCCAGUAAUGCUUUUCGGAUUCAUGGCCGUCACGUGCUUCAUCUCAUUCUUCGUUUCCGACACCGCGUGCACGGCGCUCAUGUGCCCGACGGCCGUCGCGCUUCUCACAAGCAUGGCCGACGCGGCGGCGGCGAACGACGUCGACCAUCGCCAGCCGACGGCAUCAUCAUCAUCAUCGUCGUCGUCGUCGGCAAGUGUCGCCGACAAAUUGGGCCUCGCCAAAAUGUGCAAAUCGGAUCGCGCCUUCUGCAAAGCGCUUCUGCUGUCGUGCGCGCACGCGUCCCUCAUCGGCGGCACCGCCAUCAUCACGUCGACGGGCCCGAAUUUGGUGUUUCGCGAGAACCUCCAAAAACGCUAUCCGAACGCCGACGUCGGCAUGACGUAUUUGCAGUGGAUGGUGUUCGCGAUGCCGCCGAUGCUGAUCUAUCUCGUCGCCUCGUUUGUCGUUCUAGUGUGCUAUUUCAUGGGACCAUCGGCGUUGUGGAAUUCGACGCCGAAUCGCGCGCUCAACGCGUCCAUCAAAAAACGAAUCGCGCUCAUGUACACCGAGUUGGGCGCGAUCACGUUCGCCGAGAAGUCCGUCUUCGCCUUCUUCGUCAUUCUCAUCGCCGCGUGGAUCACACGCGAUCCGGGAUUCGCGCCCGGCUGGUCGCAAUCGUUGCCCGACGCCGCGUUCGUUUCCGACAGCGUCGUCGGCAUUCUCAUCGCGUGCCUCAUGUUCAUUUGGCCGCGCGAUCCGUUCGACGCCGUCGAUCCGCUCAGGCCCAUCCUUCAGUGGUCCGAUAUGAAGGCCAAGUACUCGUGGUCGUGCACACUUCUUAUCGGCGCCGGCUACGCAAUCUCCGAUGGCGUUGACAAAUCCGGUCUCUCUCAUCUGAUCGCCUGCACAAUGCGAAAACUAUUCAAUGGAAUGCAGGCGCUUCCACUCCAAGUAACCAUCACAACCACUAUCGUAAUAAUGACGGAGUUCGCCUCAAACGUCUCCACCGCCCGCAUUUUCAUUCCGAUCUCACUCGUUGUCGCCGAAUCAAUGCAGCUGCACCCGUUGUAUUUGAGUUUGCCGACGACAGUCGCCUGCUCGUUCGCCUUCAUGCUGCCCAUCUCGACGCCGCCGAACGCGAUCGUCUAUGAUACGCGAGUGAUCACCAUGCUCGAAAUGAUCACCGUCGGAUUCCUUUUGAAUAUUUGCUGCAUCGUAAUCACCACUCUCAACAUGAACACAUGGACAAUGCUGAUCUUCAAUCUCAACUCGGUUCCCGACACAAUUCUCGGCUUUAAUUCAACAUUUUCAAACAAUGAGUGCUAG